Fundulus heteroclitus (mummichog) is the source of this 1582-nucleotide messenger RNA. It is a transcript of the gene tppp3, whose product is annotated as tubulin polymerization-promoting protein family member 3. Gene Ontology annotation, biological process: microtubule bundle formation; microtubule polymerization; positive regulation of protein polymerization. Gene Ontology annotation, molecular function: tubulin binding. Gene Ontology annotation, cellular component: microtubule. The record is from RefSeq and is a predicted model, not a curated record. Lineage: Eukaryota; Metazoa; Chordata; Actinopteri; Cyprinodontiformes; Fundulidae. Bases 137 to 673 code for a protein of 178 amino acids. The transcript has 4 exons.
AACAGAUGAUAACAAGCGUUUCAGAGCGGCGCCGAGGACCAGAGGAGAGACGGAGACAGGCGCAGGAGGACGGACAGGUAGGACGCUGCAGGACGUGAGACAUCUGGAGGAAAAAGAGAGUUCAGCAGAUAUCAUCAUGGCAGAAGGUUCCGACAUGGAGCAGCUUCUCACGGCCUUCAGGAAGUUUUCUGUUUACGGAGACCCGAAGGCAACGGGAAAAGAGCUGAACGGGAAGACGUGGGCAAAACUGUGCAAAGACUGCAGGAUCAACGAUGGCAAGAACGUCACCAGUACCGAUGUGGACAUCGUCUUCUCUAAGGUCAAACAGAGGACAGCUCGAGUCAUCACCUAUGAGGAGUUCCAGCGAGCGCUUGAGGAACUGGCUCCAAAGAGGUUUAAAGGCCAAAGUAAGGAGGAGGCGCUGCAGUCCCUUCAUAAGCUGGUGGAGGGUGGAGAACCCAGCAGCGUUGGCGUGACGAAAGUGGCCAAGACGGCGACGGUGGACCGCCUGACCGACCCGUCCCGUUACACCGGAUCCCACAAGGAGCGCUUUGAUGACAGCGGCCGGGGAAAAGGGCGCGAAGGGCGGGAAGAGAUCGUGGAGAACACGGGCUACGUGACCGCGUACAAGAACGCCGGGACGUAUGACAGCAAAGUGAAGGCUGAGAAGUGAGCCCCUGCUGGAGGCUCAGAGGAAGUGCGCUUCUCCUGCAGCGGCACUUGGACUGGACCAAACCCUGAACUGUGAUUGUGUGUUAGUGUAAACGGCACAGAGCUGGAGUCUUAGGAACCGCUCUCAGAUCAGAUUCUGUCUGGAUGAGACAGCAGUGAUACCGUAAUGAAGACAGAACAGCGCCCCCUAUGGCUGGAGACAUGUAGCCUGGCCAGCCGGUUGUCCUGCGCAUCAGUCUGGUGACGAGCUGGUAGUCGGUUUCAAAGGCGGGACUAACUGGGUCAGCGUCAUCAGGUCAGAACCAAUCGGAUAACUAUGGAUGUGACGCAAAAAUCUCUAAGCAACACAAAGUUUUUUUAUCGAGUUUAUGGAGAUAAACUCUCCAGUGAACAAUUUGUUGCCACUUUGUCUAAAAAAUCAGAGGAUGCCUGGUGAACUCGUCUUCCAAGGCCCCAAGCAAGAAAAAUCUCCAAAUGUAUCUUGACUGUUAUGGUAGCAGAAAAGCUCUACUGCAUUGUGGGUAAUUCUGCCGCUGAGAGUGGCGCAUCGUAAAGUCCCGCCUCCCGCGCUGCGAUUGGUCCACUGAGUUUUGGGCCGGAGGGAACGGAGCCUCAUCAGACUGAUUUGCAGUCUGGCUGGCCAGGCUGGGAGCAAUCAUCAUAUAAGUGGACUUUAAAUUUUGUUCUCAUUUCAAAGUAUCACAUUAGCUAAAUCUGCCCAAAGUCCUUUUUAUGUUUUCUUCAUCCAUUUUCUUUAAAUGUUCUCUUUAGCACCACCUGCUGAUUCAAACAAGGAUUGUGAGCUCAAAGUAAAAUAAAAAAUAUUUAGAGCUUCUAUGUUGUUUAAAAUGAUUCCAGAUGUUGAACUAUCAUAGCUGCUUCCUGCAAUAAAGCUUUCUAAUCACUUUAA